AUGCCUGGUCCUUUGGUGAAUACCUCUACCGGGUUCAGCAUUGGCGUGGCCGACACCACGUUAAUGACUAAAGCCGAAGAUUUUUACAAGAACUUGGUUGGCAUGAAGGCCCAAUCUAGCGCAAACAGCGAAAAAAUUCUUGUCUCCGAAGAUGAUAAGUUCAGCUUGACGCUCAAGUUGAGCAAGGAUGCAUUGAGUCCUGCCGAGGUCGAUGGGUUGAAGUCCAAGAUGGAGACCAGCUACAAGAACGCCGACUGGAGAUCUCUUGCUUCGCAUAUCAGUUUGAAAACUGCCAACUUGAAUACUCUCGUUCAAUCCUUCAGAGCCAACGGAUUCCCUGUCCAGUUGUUCCCCAACGAGUUGUACCCAACGGAAGCCUACACAUUUGACCCUGUGGGAAACUUGAUUGGUUUCACUUGCGGUCAGAAUGCAAUGACAUUGAAGCCCAAGGCCACCAAGCUUGAGAAGCCUGAAGUGUUCCAGCUUCCACCUGGUGCUCUCUCUGUGUCACCUUCCCAGUCUGCUCCAAUUCCAGAGGGUCAAGCCAAGAGAAACAUUGCCGUUAUGACCUCCGGAGGUGAUGCCCCUGGUAUGAACGCAUGUGUCAGAGCUGUUGUUAGAGCUGCUAUUUACAAGGGCUGUAACGCUUUCGCUGUCAUGGAAGGUUACGAAGGUUUAGUCAGAGGUGGUCCCGAGUACAUCAAGAAGAUGGCGUGGCAAGACGUUGAGGGCUAUCUUACAGACGGUGGUACCAACAUUGGUACUGCAAGAUGUAUGGCAUUCCGUGAAAGAGCUGGUAGAUUGAAGGGCUGUAAACACAUGAUUGAUGCAGGUAUCGAUGCUUUAAUUGUCUGUGGUGGUGACGGUUCGUUGACCGGUGCUGAUUUGUUCAGAGCUGAGUGGCCUUCCUUGAUCCAGGACUUGAAAGAAAGCGGCGAUAUUACCCCUGAACAAUACGAAAGACAUAAACAUUUGAACAUUUGUGGUACUGUUGGUUCCAUCGACAAUGACAUGGCAACGACAGAUGCCACUAUCGGUGCCUACUCCUCUCUUGAUAGAAUCUGUAAGGCCAUUGAUUACAUUGAUGCUACUGCCAACUCUCACUCUAGAGCCUUCGUUGUCGAAGUCAUGGGAAGACAUUGUGGAUGGCUCGCCUUGAUGGCCGGUAUUGCUUGUAAUGCCGAUUACAUCUUGAUUCCUGAAAAGCCAUCUUCUUCCAAGGAUUGGAAGGAACAAAUGUGCGAGAUUGUAGGUAAGCACAGAUCCUCUGGAAAGAGAAAGACUAUUGUCAUCGUUGCAGAAGGUGCAAUUACCAAUGAUUUGGAGCACAUUAGCGCAAAAGAGGUGAAAGAUGUCUUAGUUGACCGCUUGGGAUUGGACACUAGAGUGACUACCCUUGGACAUGUUCAAAGAGGUGGUACUGCUGUCGCUUUCGACAGAGUGUUGGCCACAUUGCAGGGUGUAGAGGCUGUCAAUGCAAUUUUGGAAUCGACUCCAGACACUCCUUCUCCUCUCAUUGGAAUUGAGGAAAACCAGAUUGUUAGAUUACCUCUUGUUGAAGCUGUCAGAAUCACGAAGUCUGUGGCAGAUGCAAUUGAAAAGAAAGACUUUGAUGGUGCCAUGGCUUUGAGAGAUGCUGAUUUCACUGAGCACUUGAACAACUUCAUGGCUAUCAAUACUGCUAUUCAUGAAAAGCCAACCCUCCCACUCGAGAAGAGAAAGCGCAUAGCUAUCAUUAACGUUGGUGCUCCAGCCGGUGGUAUGAACAGUGCCAUCUACUCUAUGGCCACCUACUGUAUGUCCCGCGGUCACACCCCUUACGCUAUUCACAAUGGUUUCUCUGGUUUGGCAAGACAUGAGUCUGUGCGCUCCAUUGACUGGUUAAACAUUCAAGGAUGGACUUCUAUGGGAGGUUCUGAAGUGGGUACGAACAGAGCCACUCCAGAAGAAACCGAUCUUGGAAUGAUUGCCUACUACUUCGAGAAGUACCAAUUCGAUGGUCUUAUCUUGGUUGGAGGUUUCGAGGCUUUUACCUCUUUGCAUCAACUUGAAAGGGCACGUGCUAUGUACCCAAGUUUCAGAAUUCCUAUGGUAUUAAUUCCAGCCACUAUCUCUAACAAUGUUCCUGGAACUGACUACUCUCUUGGAUCUGAUACUUGUUUGAACUCAUUGAUGGACUAUUGUGACAUCGUUAAACAAUCUGCCUCGGCUACCAGAAACAGAGCAUUCAUCAUCGAGGUUCAAGGUGGUAACUCGGGCUACAUUGCAACUUUUGCUUCUUUGGCCUGUGGUGCUUUGGCAUCGUAUGUCCCAGAAGAAGGCAUUGACUUGGCUCAAUUGGAGCUCGAUGUAGAAGCAUUGAAAAAGGAGUUCUCCACAUCGGAGAAUUUGAGCAAGAGUGGAAAGCUUAUCUUGAAGAGCACAAAUGCUUCUAAAUCUUUGACCACACAGGUCCUUGCAGACAUCAUGAAGCUGGAAGGAGAUCAUGAGUUUGACACGAAGACUGCAAUUCCAGGUCAUGUUCAACAAGGUGGCUUGCCUUCUCCAAUUGACAGAACAAGAGCCUCAAGAUUUGCAGUAAAGGCUGUUCAAUUCAUUGAAAACACCUUUGAGACAAUAAACUCCUCGAGAAACAGUUUUGAUUUUUCAAAUGAGUCUCCUGAACUUUCUGAAACUGCUGCUGUUCUUGGUGUUAACAGAUCACACUUGAAAUUUACAUCUAUCAGACAAUUGUAUGACUACGAGACUGAGCACGGCAGAAGAAUGCCCAAGAAGAUCUCAUGGCUCAAAACGAGAACAGUCUGUGAUCAAUUGGUUGGCAGAGUCAAACUACAAUCGUGA
Australozyma saopauloensis is the source of this 2841-nucleotide messenger RNA. RefSeq names its product 6-phosphofructokinase subunit beta (gene PFK2). Lineage: Eukaryota; Fungi; Ascomycota; Pichiomycetes; Serinales; Metschnikowiaceae. The coding region runs from base 1 to 2841 and encodes 946 amino acids. Gene Ontology annotation, cellular component: mitochondrion; cytoplasm; 6-phosphofructokinase complex. The transcript has a single exon. The record is from RefSeq and is a predicted model, not a curated record. Gene Ontology annotation, molecular function: AMP binding; ATP binding; fructose-6-phosphate binding. Gene Ontology annotation, biological process: canonical glycolysis; fructose 6-phosphate metabolic process; fructose 1,6-bisphosphate metabolic process.